UAUAAAAUCAAUCUGUCUCUGUAAAUUAAAAUCUAAUUAAUUAACUGUUAUUAACGAUGGGAAAGAAGAGAAAAUCCAUAGCAACAAGCCUGGACGAGGUGGAUCGGACCAUGUACGCGUCGUUUUGCAGUGCUGCAAACUCUCUGUCUCAGCUUUAUACACAGUCUAUGAACCACCAAAAACUCUCCUUCCAAGCCGGUGAACGUCAAGGCCUUGAAAAACUUUAUCAAUGGAUUUGGAGACAACAAGAGGGAGGUUCUCGAGUGGCAACAGUUGAUAUAAUCAAUUACAUACAGAAUGAACUGGACUUUUGUGGAGAAGAACCAUCAAUGUCCCCUAGAACGCCACAUCAACAUCAGACUUCCCAACCUAUUCCAUUCACAAAUUCCACCUUUCUGGUUUCUUCAGGUUCAUCUGGCCUAACAGCUACUGCUCAGGGCACUCGUUCUGAACACUGUGAUCAACAACCCAAGAAUACAGUUUUCUCAAAUGCUUUGUCGAGCCCCAUUCGCCGGAGUCUCCAGAACUAUCACAUUACUCAGGGAGGCUACUGUCUGCAAGGUGGCUCACCCUCAGGAAAUGGAACCCGCAACAAUGAGCCCAACUUUCUUCAACACCAUAACAGGGAUCCUAAUCCUCCCAGUUCCAAUGAUUCCUCUAUGGACAUCUAAGAUAGCAGGUCCUGCAAGCUUCUUUCCAUGUUUUGGUUAAGGGACUUGGAUGGCUGUUGCAGUUAUGUUGCUGUUUUGGUUGUUGCAGUUCUCUUCAGGAAGAAAGCAGAUGGAAAUGGUGACUCCAUUCUAGAAUAAUCACAUGAUGCUGUUAAACUUGUUGAAGCGUGUGAAGGAAAGCUUAAUGGUGAGUUCUUAUGGAGCAGAAUGCUUAUACGAUGAGCACCAUAACCUAUCAUUUUAUCUUUUUUGUUGUUUUUUUUUUAAAUGGUUAAUUUGGUUUAUGUCAUACGUAAAGUGCUUUGUUGAAUUGGUCACACUACUUAUAAAUUGGUAUUACCUGUUGCAUUGUCUUAUAAUGUUUUGUUCUGCA
Populus euphratica (Euphrates poplar) is the source of this 1044-nucleotide messenger RNA. RefSeq lists its product as uncharacterized. The record is from RefSeq and is a predicted model, not a curated record. The transcript has 3 exons. Bases 57 to 671 code for a protein of 204 amino acids. Lineage: Eukaryota; Viridiplantae; Streptophyta; Magnoliopsida; Malpighiales; Salicaceae.